Molecule: messenger RNA, 4056 nt
Organism: Ricinus communis (castor bean)
Lineage: Eukaryota; Viridiplantae; Streptophyta; Magnoliopsida; Malpighiales; Euphorbiaceae
Product: probable E3 ubiquitin-protein ligase RZFP34
Exons: 11
Coding region: 2298-3230 (310 amino acids)
Biological process (GO): protein ubiquitination; ubiquitin-dependent protein catabolic process
Cellular component (GO): nucleus
Molecular function (GO): zinc ion binding; ubiquitin protein ligase activity
Source: RefSeq, a predicted model, not a curated record
UCCUCAUUUACACCCUCACCUUGAGCCAAAGGGUUCAAAAAGGAAUGGUUCACGAGCUUUCGUUUUCGUCUUUAAACAGCUUAUUGCGAAGUCUCUCGAAAGCCAGCACCACCUCUAUAUAAACAUUCAUUCUCAUUUUGUCAUUCAUCGUGUACGAAAUCAGAAAUAGGGAACACUGAAGAAAAAAGAUAAAGAAAAAGAUUCGAUUGGAGCUCCGGAGAAUAUUCAACCGCAGCGUACGCCGUAAAAUACUGCCUUUUCGAUCGGCGAGUCGUCCCUGCAGAUUGAAAGUUCGUUAUUCUAUAUAUGAACAAAGAACAAAUUCGUAAUGAAUUCAUAGUUUGAUUUAGUCUUUCUUUUUUAAUGGUAAUGUAUAAAAUAUUAAGCUUGCAUUGCUUAAAUUGAUCAUUUAGCUGUUCUUUUUCUUUUUGGUGUUUUGAUAAAAUGUGAUUUUGAAACUCAAAUUUUCAUGCAUAGUUAUGAGUUAGCCAAAAUUUUGGAUUUUUUUCUUUAAUUUGAAAAGAAGUUUUCAUAAUUUUGGUUGUCUCAGAAACUAUAAUCGGGAAAAUUUGAGGUUUCUACUUCGGAGUUUGUUUGUGUGCAAUCCUUUAUUUAUAAUUUGUGCUUUUGUUGAUUUUAUUUGGUGCGAUGAUAGUGUUGAUACUUGAUAAUUGUCUGAUCUUAUUAUGGUGUUUUCUAGCUAUUUAUGUGCUAUGUUGAAGUAUGCAACACAGGAACUUAUUAAUACCAUUGAAAGGAGUCCCGGAUGAAAUUUCAAUUGUAGUGAUAGCUUAUUAUUCCCUUUGCUGCAAUGCAACAAUAUACAUGGCUCUCUUAGGGAUUCAACCUGUAGUAGCGCUUCAAGCGGUUUGAAAGAGAGUGAAUUGGAUUGUCGACUUGAGCUAAACAAAGAGCUAGUGGGGACAUAGUUCUGGGUGACCCUUGUUUAUUAAAUUACUUACUUAUCUUGAUAUAUGAGUAGUUUUCUAGGUCAAGUUUGGCUUUGUUUAUAGGAUGCCGAGUAAGAUCCACAAGUAUAAUAGAACACUGGAGAAUGAGGAGGAAUUCACUACUAGUCAUUUCAGGGACAGAUGAUGUUUAGGGAUCUAUGCAAGAUGAAUUUUUCUUAAAUUUGUUUUUUCCAAACUAUACAUAUCAUGAGUUGCAGGUGUUCUGGAUGCUCAAGGUGGAUGGAGAGUGCCAGUAUAGACUUAGGAGCUCUUUACAUGCCAGUAUACUGCACAGAUAUGCUGUCCUAACUGUUUUGAGAGUGUUAACCAGGAAGUUCUUGUUUGUUUCUCGUAUAUAUGAACUGUAAAGUGCUACUGCUACUGCAAUGAGGCAACGGAUAUAGUAUAACACAUAGAACUUAGAACAGUGAUUGACCAACUCCUUUAAUGGCAUUCCUUCUGCAGUCUGAGCCUAGCGUUUUAUUUCUUUCCUUCAUUAGCCACUUCUCUCGUAUUCCCUAUAUCUAUGCGUCCUUUUCUUUCGAACUGCUUUGAAGAUUAUGUUGAUAGGGCUAGAUGGUGUUUAUUGACUCUUGCCAUCUGCCACAGAUAAAAAGCAGUCUGCAGGAAUUAAUACCUCCCUAAGUCUACAUUUUUUUUAACUCACAUUUUCUUUUCCUCAAAGUUUUCGAAGUCACGCUCCUUAGUAGGGAUGGAUAUGUACUCUACUAAUUGGGAAUUCAGUGGCAUCACGAAUCCCCUAGUAGUAAGAAACCCCUCUGAGGAUAACUGGAGUAUCAGCUGAGUUCGAAAUAAGCUUUAUCUGUCACAAAGGAUGUAUCUCAUGUUCUAACUUUACUUUUUUGUGGGGUAAGUUGAGUCUUCAGAGGAGACUUGGUUCAGAGCUGCCAACUAAGGUUGGGGCUCAAAUUGGUCAUGUCCAGAAUAAUUGGACUUUGUUCCGGGACUUCUUGAAGGAAUCAAGUGAUCAUCCAAUGCUCUACUUACUAUUCACAGUUCAACGCUUUGGAGUUCCUCAAUGCUGCCGUAUAAUUUUUAGUGGGAUUGUUGUAAAUCUACUUGUUUUGGUGAUUCUUCUUUUGGAGUAUUGCUGAUUUGGGCUUUGGAGCUGUUCAGCCUUAAUUGGAAUUUGUUGUUGCUGAUUUCAAUUGAUCUGCAGCAGUAUAGAAGAAAGCAACAAUCUGAUGGGGUGUUUGCCUGGCGUGAUCGGGUGACUAUGCUAAACUUCUGAAGUUAGAAAUCUUUUCUAAAAUCUGUUUCUAUUUGCAGGUGAUCUAGGUCUUUUGCCCACUUCUGGACAGUCCAUUUUCGAAGACGACGCAUUCAAUGGCAGAAGUAGACAAGAGUUUUGAGUCUCAACAGACGAUGCCUGCAAAAUUUCAAGAUGAGGCAUGCAGUAUCAAUGAACCAGAUUCAGUGGCUUCUCAGACUCGUCAGCCGAAUGAAGAGUGCACAGGUAGAACAGAAUCAACAGAUACAAAGACCUUGGAUGUGGAUAAAGGUUGUAUGGAGUAUGGAUGCCAGCAUUAUCUUCGAAGGUGCCGCAUUAGAGCACCUUGUUGUAAUGAGAUCUUUGAUUGCCGUCAUUGUCAUAACGAGGCAAAGAAUAACAUCACUGUUGACCAGAAGCUUAGACACGACAUGCCACGCCAUGAAGUCAGAUGGGUGAUAUGCUCACUUUGUGCCACAGAACAAGAGGUUCAACAGUUUUGUGUCAACUGCGGUGUGUGUAUGGGGAGGUACUUCUGCAAGACUUGCAAGCUGUUUGAUGAUGAUACAUCUAAGAAACAGUAUCAUUGUGAUGGUUGCGGGAUUUGCAGGAUUGGGGGGCGCGAAAAUUUCUUCCAUUGCUACAAAUGUGGCUGCUGCUACUCGAUUCUUCUAAAGAACAGCCAUCCAUGCGUGGAGGGGGCAAUGCACCAUGACUGCCCUGUCUGUUUUGAGUUUUUAUUUGAGUCGAGGUAUGAUGUGACAGUGUUGCCAUGCGGACACACAAUUCACAAGAACUGCUUGAAGGAGAUGAGAGAACAUUAUCAAUAUGCUUGUCCACUCUGCUCAAGAUCAGUAUGUGAUAUGUCCAAGGUAUGGGAGAAAUUUGAUGUGGAAAUUGCUGCUACGCCAAUGCCAGAAACUUAUCAGAAUAGAAUGGUCUGGAUCCUUUGCAAUGAUUGUGGCAAGACCUCACAAGUGCAAUAUCAUAUUGUAGCUCAGAAAUGCUUGAAUUGUAAGUCCUACAACACUCGUCAAACAAGAGUCUGAGGUGGCAGGCAGUAAAAGCUUUGAAAUGAAGAUGAAAGUUUCUUUUAAGGGAAUGACCUUUUCUCAACUACAUAACCUUGCUUGUAACCAUGGUUCUUAAUGCUGUGAAAUUAGGUUAAAUAUUCUCCCCUGUUUUUGUUGUAGUUAUUUGUUUUCUUAUUCUUUCUGCAACCUCGGUCAAGUAUCAUGUAAGAAAGCAUUAUGCCUCGAGAUGCCAUAUUAUUUGUUUUCUUGUUCUCUUUGUAACCUCGGUCAAGUAUCAUGUCCCGUGGUGCUAGUUGAACCCCUUGCCUCCCCACAAACUGCUAGAAGAUGUUACUUUCAGAAGUAGACUAUUUCAUCUGGGUUAGAAGAAUUCCGCAGUAAUUCCUUAUUGGUUGACGAAUGGGAAGGUGAUAAAGCAAAUAUGAUCAUUUCCUGCUGGUAUUUGCAAGUUCUUGCGGGGCAUUCAGUUAGGAUUCUGUCCUGUUUAACAAGGUUUUUGAAGGUGAUAAAGCAUGAUGAUUUGGGAGUUAUGAUCGGGCUUUAAUUAGGAGGCCUUCCUAUGUAACAAGGUUUUCUGAAGGUGAUAAAGCACGACUCCUGCCGCUCGGUUGUGAAUUUUGAUGGGCACCAGAUAGGAUGUUUAUUUUUUAUAGAUAUUUUCUUCCUCUACGAUUGUUGGCUGGUUCGGUAUUGCGACGAUAUGUUGCUCUUAAAGCUUUCGUAGUGGCUGGCUGGCGGGAAUGGAUGAUACAUGGAAGUGGGAAAAGCAAGACAUGUCUGUAAUUUUUGUAUGGUCAUCAUGUGCUCUCGAUUUAUGUAAAUAAAAUUUCCUUCAACAUAA